AUCCUCACCCAAUCCCAUUUAAACCCCAACCCCUCUCCUCGCUUAUCCACAGCAGAGGUCGAGAGAGAACUUGAGAGAAAAUCCAAGCAAUGGCGUGCUCAGCUCCUUCGAUGCUUGCUUCAAACCCGAAGGCAAUGGCGUUCUCAUCGAAACCCUCUAUGGCUUCUCCUCUCUGUUCCUUCUCUCAAACCCUAGCGGUCCCCAAGAGCUUCAGCGGAUUGAGCUGCGGAUCCAAAACCCGAUCUCUCCGAUUCGCGGCAGCUCCAGGAUCUUCUUCUAGAAGAAGUUUCGUCGUGAAUUCUAGUGAACUUCCGUUGGUGGGGAAUACGGCGCCGGAUUUUGAGGCGGAAGCUGUGUUUGAUCAGGAGUUCAUCAAGGUCAAGCUGUCUGAGUAUAUUGGGAAGAAGUAUGUAAUCCUGUUUUUCUAUCCAUUGGAUUUCACAUUUGUUUGCCCCACUGAGAUUACUGCUUUCAGUGAUCGCUAUGCAGAGUUUGAGAAGUUGAAUACAGAGGUUUUGGGUGUUUCGAUUGACAGUGUGUUUUCCCAUCUUGCCUGGGUUCAAACUGAUAGGAAGUCAGGCGGACUUGGAGAUCUGAACUAUCCUCUAAUCUCUGACGUGACAAAAUCCAUUUCUAAAUCAUAUGGAGUAUUGAUUCCUGACCAGGGGGUUGCCCUCCGAGGACUGUUCAUCAUUGACAAGGAAGGAGUUAUUCAGCACUCCACUAUUAACAACCUCGCGAUAGGUCGGAGUGUUGAUGAAACCAUGAGGACUCUCCAGGCUCUGCAGUAUGUGCAAGAAAACCCUGAUGAGGUGUGUCCUGCAGGAUGGAAGCCUGGGGAGAAGUCCAUGAAGCCUGAUCCCAAGCUCAGCAAAGAAUACUUUUCAGCUAUUUAGAGAGACUGUUGAUGUUUGAAGAGCCAAAAUAUGUUUUUGUUGUGAUUAGCCCUGUUCAAGUUUGUUGUGAUUUUGUUUCACUUUGACUGAAUAGAACCAUUGGAUUCAGAUAUCAUUUUAAGAUGGAUCAAUCUUGCUUGAGGACUUUUUUCAUCA
Asparagus officinalis (garden asparagus) is the source of this 1052-nucleotide messenger RNA. RefSeq names its product 2-Cys peroxiredoxin BAS1, chloroplastic-like. Bases 90 to 896 code for a protein of 268 amino acids. Gene Ontology annotation, molecular function: thioredoxin peroxidase activity. The transcript is spliced from 7 exons. Gene Ontology annotation, biological process: cellular response to stress; response to oxidative stress; hydrogen peroxide catabolic process. NCBI's taxonomy places the organism in Eukaryota, Viridiplantae, Streptophyta, Magnoliopsida, Asparagales, Asparagaceae. The record is from RefSeq and is a predicted model, not a curated record.